CGACAGCAGCUGCACUAUCACACACUCAGCAUCACCAAGAACGGCCAGAGGUGUUUGUUGCUCACAGGCGGCGAGCUCCAGUGGUUAGAGUGCGCCCAUAGCCUGUUCACUCACAGGAGUUUCGCACUAAUUCCCGUGCAGCUCGGUUCAGCCUGUUCUCACCCAAAUCCUUCAUCCGACCGGCCGGCUCAGUUUCCCCAUCAUGAGUGCCUUGGCCUCCCUCACGUCCCCUUCCUCCUGCCCUCACAUGUACAACAUACCCACCUACCAGAGCAACAGCACUGCCACCAGCGCUGCGACUGGGAUCAACCACGUGAUCCUGAGGCAUUACAACUACACCGGCCGUCUGCAGAACAGGACCAUCGCGAACUCCCAGACCCAGAUCAGCGUCUCCGUGGCCGUCUUCCUGUUCUUCAGCAUUUUCAUCAUCCUGGAGAAUCUCCUGGUGCUGGUGGCCGUCAUCUCCCGCAUCCGCCACAGCCGUCGUUGGGUCUAUGUUUGCAUUGCCAACAUCACGCUCAGCGAUCUCCUCACCGGAGCCGCUUACCUGGUGAACAUCUGCUUGUCUGGCAGCCAGACCUUUCGCCUGACGCCUGCUCUGUGGCUCUUCAGGGAGGGCAUGCUGUUCGUGGCCCUGGCAGCCUCCAUAUUCAGUUUGCUGCUGAUUGCUGUGGAGCGUUACACCACCAUGAUGAAGCCACUUCCCCAGAAGUCGACCAGAAAGACCUACUAUCGAAUCUAUGGCUUGGUGGCGCUUUGUUGGGGUUUGGCGCUGGUUAUUGGCUUUCUGCCCUUGCUGGGCUGGAACUGUGUGUGCAGCCUGGAUGGAUGCUCCACCCUGCUUCCUCUCUACUCCAAGACUUACAUCUUUUUUUCUCUCAUUAUUUUUUUCCUCAUCCUUCUGGCUAUCGGUGUGCUGUAUGGUGCCAUCUACUGCCACGUGCACAAGAGUGCUCAGCUGGCGCCCCAGCGCAGUCGGAAGCGCUCCUUAGCUCUGCUGAAGACUGUCAUCACCAUUGUCGGGGUCUUUAUGCUCUGCUGGGGGCCGCUCUUCAUGCUCUUACUGGUAGAUUUCUUCUGUGUUUCCCGCCAGUGCGCACUUCUGUUCAGCGCUGAAUUUUGCAUCUCCCUGGCCGUCCUCAACUCGGGCCUGAACCCCAUCAUCUACGCCCUGGGCAGCAGCGAGAUGAGAAAAGCCAUCGCUGAGCUGCUCUGCUGCUGCUGCCUGAGGGUCGGCCUCUGCCACCCGGACACAUUCACAUCUAAGGAGACCAGCAGCACCUCGGAGAGCAGGAGGGACAGUCUGAGGAACAGUUUUAAUAAGGUCAGGAACCUGAGUGUGGCCUCCCCGCCAUCCACCCCAAGCAAAACUCGCAGGGCACCUAGAAAAUAUCGUCUGAGCACCACCACCAGCUGCCUGUCAGUUUCAAGUGGUUAAACCACAACGUUCCCCUCCCAACUAAACCAACCUGUGUGCACUGAUACACAUCUAACCGUUUCCUCACAGUUUUGGUUUGAAUGUUCACUGCUUCAUGAAAUGCACUGCUGACUAAACGCUCCAGUAAUAUCCUCAAAAUAUUCCAGUUUGCAACAAUGUUACAAGAAUUUUAUUUUUUUGCAUCUUUUGUAACAGUAAAUGAUACAUUCACCGUACUUUUCUAUUAUUGCACUUAUUGUUUAUGUGAAUAUAAAAUAUGCACGUUUAAGUUGUUUUUUGUACUAAUUCUGUGUAAGAAAUAUAAAUAAAGUU
This is a messenger RNA of Neolamprologus brichardi, 1750 nucleotides long. It is a transcript of the gene s1pr4, whose product is annotated as sphingosine-1-phosphate receptor 4. The record is from RefSeq and is a predicted model, not a curated record. NCBI's taxonomy places the organism in Eukaryota, Metazoa, Chordata, Actinopteri, Cichliformes, Cichlidae. Gene Ontology annotation, biological process: G protein-coupled receptor signaling pathway. Gene Ontology annotation, molecular function: sphingosine-1-phosphate receptor activity. Gene Ontology annotation, cellular component: membrane.